GAACGACAGACGAGAGAAUCUGCGCGGGGGAAGAAACUGCUUAGCCUCCCACCCGUGUGAUGGAGUCUUCCCACUUAGAUGUGCCGCCUGCAGGAGGAGAGAAACCAUACGCGUGUGAUACAUGUGGACACAGAUUCGCACUAGAGAAGCAUCUGCAGACCCACAUGCACAUUCACACAGGAGAGAAACCCUAUGCGUGUGAUAUUUGUUUAUAUUCAUGUUCUAAAUUAAGUUGUAUGAAAGUGCACUUUCAAACUCACACAGGCGAAAAGCCUUAUGCAUGUGACACAUGUGACUACAGGUGCGCUCAGCUAUCCAGUCUUAAGACACACAUGCGCUCUCACACGGGAGAGAAACCCUAUGCGUGUGAUACGUGUGAUUAUAGCUGCUUUCAAAUGUCUUGCCUCAAGCGACACAAACGCACCCAUGCAGGCGAGAAACCGUAUGUGUGUGAUAUUUGUUCAUAUUCAUAUUCUCACUUGAGUCGUCUGAAGGAGCACUUUCGAACUCACUCGGGUGGAAAGCCCUAUGCAUGUGACAAAUGCGAGUACAAAUGUAUGUCAUCCUCUGCUCUCCAGGCACACAAGCGAACUCACCCAGGAGUGAAACCCUACAAGUGUGACACAUGUGACUACAGGUGCCGUCACCUAUCCAGUCUUAAGACACACAUACGAACUCACACAGGAGAGAAGCCCUAUGCAUGUGAUACGUGUGACUACAGAUGCUCUGAAGUGGCUAAACUCAAGCUACACAAACGCACCCAUACAGGAGAGAAACCCUACGUGUGUGACAUUUGUUCAUAUUCAUAUUCUCACUUGAGUCAUAUGAAGGUGCACUUUCGAACUCACUCAGGAGAAAAGCCCUAUGCAUGUGACAAAUGCGAGUACAAAUGUACGUCAUCCAAUAAUCUCAAGAGACACAAGCGCAUUCACACAGGCGAAAAGCCUUAUGCAUGUGACACAUGUGACUACAGGUGCGUUCAACUAUCCAAUCUUCAGACACACAAGGGAACUCACACAGGAGAGAAACCCUUUGCAUGUGAUACGUGUGAUUAUAGAUGCUCUAGUAUGGCUCACCUCAAGGAACACAAGCGCAUUCACACAGGGGAAAAGCCUUAUGCAUGUGACACAUGUGACUACAGGUGCGCUCAACUAUCCAAUCUUAAGACACACAUGCGAACUCACACAGGAGAGAAACCCUAUGCGUGUGAUACGUGUGACUACAGCUGCUCUAGUAUGACUCAACUCAAGGAACACAAGCGCAUUCACACAGGCGAAAAGCCUUAUGCAUGUGACACAUGUGACUACAGGUGCGCUCAACUAUCCAAUCUUAAGACACACAUGCGAACUCACACGGGAGAGAAACCCUAUGCAUGUGAUACGUGUGACUACAGAUGCUCUGAAGUGGCUAAACUCAAGCUACACAAACGCACCCAUACAGGCGAAAAGCCUUAUGCAUGUGACACAUGUGACUACAGGUGCGCGCAACUAUCCAAUCUUAAGACACACAUGCGAACUCACACGGGAGAGAAACCCUAUGCAUGUGAUGCGUGUGACUACAGAUGCUCUGAAGUGGCUAAACUCAAGCGACACAAACGCACCCAUACAGGAGAGAACCCCUACGUGUGUGACAUUUGUUCAUAUUCAUGUUCUCACUUGAGUCGUCUGAAUGUGCACUUUCGAACUCACUCAGGUGAAAAACCCAAUGCAUGUGACAAAUUCGAGUACAAAUGUACGUCAUCCAAAUCUCUUAAGCAACACAAGGGCAUUCAUACAGGAGAGAAACGCUAUGCAUGUGAUACGUGUGACUACAGCUGCAGUCAACCAGCAAAUCUCAAGACACACAAGCUAACUCACAUGGGAGGAAAGCCCUAG
Molecule: messenger RNA, 1874 nt
Organism: Priapulus caudatus
Lineage: Eukaryota; Metazoa; Priapulida; Priapulimorpha; Priapulimorphida; Priapulidae
Product: zinc finger protein 845-like
Exons: 2
Coding region: 60-1874 (604 amino acids)
Biological process (GO): regulation of transcription by RNA polymerase II
Molecular function (GO): RNA polymerase II cis-regulatory region sequence-specific DNA binding; DNA-binding transcription factor activity
Source: RefSeq, a predicted model, not a curated record